Molecule: messenger RNA, 6486 nt
Organism: Amoebophrya sp. A120
Lineage: Eukaryota; Dinophyceae; Syndiniales; Amoebophryaceae
Source: the annotation of a GenBank genome assembly
AGAGCCAGAGGCCCCCCACUGCUUCCGGGUCUACGAAUUACAACUACUUCACGUCAUUUUUAUAUAAGUUGCGAUUAGGCAAUAUCAAUUUCUUGGACCUACUUACCAAUGUAUUUUGCCUGCCUGUACUUCUGUGCCCCUAUUCUAUUCAGUAUCGCAUACUAGCUCAACGUGACAACUUCAACUACCCUUACCAUUUUUCCUUUUGGUUUUGUCGAUGUCGUGCCGCAAAACUACUAGUAUCGUCUGCCUCUAACGGAAGCGAAGGAAGAACCAAACACAUUCACACGACUUUGAUGUCAUCUUCUACAUACAACUCAUAGACACCAAACUGAUUCUGCUGCUCUCAUCAGCCAUGUCCUCUUCUGCCUCGAGCACCGCGGCCGGAGGCACUUCGAGCUCCUCAAGUUCUUCCUCCACUGCAACUAGCGAGAUGAACACAGCGGCCAAUCUCGAUGCGAAGUUGAAAACGGAGCUCACCGCUCUUAUUAAAAAACACCCGGACUGGACGCCCGCGGAGUACCGGGCGAGUUUGGUCAAGGAAAACAAGUCCUUCGAGUCGUUCACGAAACUACAGAUCAAGAACCUGACGAAAAUAUGCCACGAAAAAACUGUUCACUGUGAUGGUUUUGCAAAAUCCGCAUCACAAGUUUGCUACACAUGACACAGAAAAUUUGCCAUGCGCGCUUUCCAAGGGAAAACACGCUAAAAAAUCCAAUGCCUUGCAGGUGUAGCAAGACAAAUAGUCAUGUGCUCCACUCUUUGCAUCACAAGUUCACAGUGAAACAGUUUUUUCUUGCGAUAGAAAAGGUUGAAAGAGCAAAGCGGGUUGAAGCAGUCGAACGCGGUAGAAGAGGUGCGGCAUGGCGCGGAUGCGCAACGGAAAACGUUGCUGGAGCAAGCGAACAACAUGGAGGACGAUAACCUGGCAACCUUCAGCUUCGAUUUCGCGGGCGGGAGUAAGGGAAUCUUCGGCGGGGCGAACAACGUGAAAAACAAGGCGCAAAGCAACAAGCAACUGGCACGGCAUCUCCAAGACAAAGAUUGCGACAGUCCGCUGCGGCGGUGGGCGCACUUUAUCCGAAAUAAGAAGCGAAAACGGGAACUCACACCGGAGGCAAAGGAGCUCCAAAUCAAACAGGAGCAGUGCGAGUGGCUAAUCGACUGCUACCGCAUGCGGGUUCACGACGACAUGCAGUGGUGCGGGGGAAACAUGCGAGGGGCGUACAAUCCGGACAGUACGCCGGCUUCCAUCUGUGCGGACUUCCUGCUCUGGAUGAAACUGUGUGCGAGGCGGGAGGCGUUGCCGCUAAUGUUGGCCUCCGCAUCCAGUAAAAAAACCGACUUGAUGACCGACGAGGACGAACUCUUCGACUUCGAUUUUGCGUGCUGUUUGGAGAAAGCUGCGGACUUGCUUCCGCUCAGAUUCCAGAAAGAACACGCAAAGAGAAAGUAAAGUUUGUUUUAUCGUUAUUUUACUUCUUGAUUUUCAAUUUUACGUACCGCUGUACAGAGCUCCGGCUCAGGUAGCGCAGCCAGGAAGGGCAAGAAGAGGAGUCUUGCUUAGGACCUGGCAUUUCUAUAGCGCCUGUUCUGACGCAAGGAAGGGUAAGCAGAGGCGGCUUACUUCGGACCUUGUGGCUCAGCGGAGGUUGAGCGAAGCACUGCGGAGGCGGUAGUAGUGCAUCGUUCUGAAGCCAGUGGUGAUUGGGGGUCUCGACUCACUUUCCCUCGGGCAACUCCCCAGGUCGGUUGGUUCACCACUAAAACGGGCGGUGUUUCUCCAGACCUAGGUGGUGACCGGUUUAGACACCGAUCGCCAGCUACUUACAAGCAGGAAUAUAGAUAGUACGAUAGACAGUCACUCGCUCGCCUAAAGAAGCGAGCACACGAUUGAUUUUCAAUUUUACAUGUUCGUGGGAACGAGCAAGUUGGUUCGACUUUAUGGUGCAAGAACUACGCCAACAAUACACCCACGACACAGGUACGGUGAUGAAAACGUAUUCUCCACAACUAUCCCGUCGCUCCGGUUGCUCGCCGAAAAAGUUUACUCCGUUUCCAUCCAGUGGUUCAUUCAGGAGGGAGCAAAGUACGCCGGCGCAGUAAGAGAGUGCACAACUCGAACUCCCCCUCCCCCUCAUUUGUCAUGCAAAAUACCAUAGCCAAGCGUGUUUGCCUUUUGGCACGGUUUGCAUGACAAGUUCUGGCACCCGAAAUAGCACGUCGUGCUAUUUGUGCAAGUUUGUCAUGCAAAACCUGCAUUUCUGCUGACGCCUGUGUUGCUGUUCAUGCUACAGAACUGAGGGGGAGGGGGGGUUGUGCACUUUCAUACGCAGACACCGGACCCUACUACAAGGACGCGAUCCACGACUUUUCCUACAAACAGGGCUACCAAAAAGAAGUCACGGACCUGUUCGAACAAACCCGGGCGCAGGUGGCGUACCAUCUGCACGCGGGGGUGGAAAGUGUGAAAGUUGGCACCGGGAAUGGAAUGCUGUUGGAGGAGACCCACGCGAAUCUGAAAGACCCCGACGUGUUUUUCGAGGAGAUCGGCGGGGUGAAUUUGUGGCGGAAUUUUCUGGAAAGAAAACUGAAAAUCGGGUACCAGCUCCACCCCCGCCCGUUGAAGGUGAUCCCGGGACUGACCAAACGGCAGACCACGGUGAAGGUGUUCGGGUUGCAAGCGGGUCGCGUAUGCAUUGCAAAAGUAUCGUACUAGUAUGUAUUGCAUUACAAAUUUUCCCAAGAACAAAAAUGCGAUUUGUCAUGCUAUUUCAGGUAGAAAGUUGGAUUUGUCAUGCAUGUCUGCAAUUAGUACGAGUACGAUACUUUUGCACAGGAUAUCGCGCGGUGAUGUACAAUGGUGCGCUGGCGACGCUGCUGACGAACCGCGCCGCGCCGGACCAAGUAUGUGUUGCAAAAAUCACUGGGUCUGGAAGGAUGCAGCUUGUAAUGCUAAUUCUGGAUCGUGCAAAAAUCUGUGUUGCAUGAAUGCCAAAAGUUGCAUGAGUGCCAAGUAGUUGAGAGGAAGUUUCUCAUGCAGGAUAGGCAUGAUAGGGAUCUCACAGAAUCUGUCAUGCUAAGUAGGCCCUGCAUUCCAGACGACAUGGAUCAUGGAAAAUCUGCAUGACAAGCCUCGGAAUCUUCCAGACCCAGACAUAUUUGCAUGUCAUACCUAGCUCCCGUGGACGACGUGGACGACACCAGGGUUCAAGUGGCGUUGACGAACGGACAGACGAUUGCUGUGAAGGUUCGGAACCUCCGGCUUGCGGUCGACUCGGUCGAAGAGGACGGGAAAAACAGCAGCGGAUUCUGCGCCAUGCUGCGGUCGAACUUCGAGAUGAACAGUCGCAGCGUGGACUGCCAACGAUCGGCGAAGCAGGAGGUGGCGCGGCAACGGCAGCUGUUGGCGGAUCGGCAAGGGGUAGUUCGGGACGACAUUGAGGAGCAGGAAAUGACGCAGUACGCCGCGAAGCUGUACCGUGCCGCAUACGAGAAAUUUUACGAAGCGGGGGCGAGUGUCUGCGCGGUAGAUCUGAAGGAGUGGAAAAAGGAAAUCGAGCAGGUGAUGGAUGUCUGUGAGUGGAUUCUGUACGGACGAGGGGGUGGAGGAGGUGGACAAGGCACAGCAAGUAUUGCAGCCUGUUUACCGACCAACACGUUAUUGCCCAUGAUGUCCUCUGGAGGUAAUUGCUCCGAAGACGAGAAUGAUGUUGAACGUGGAAUAUUAACAUCAGCUAUACCGCGACGCAUAGACUUGGCCGUCUUGAACCGGCGCGUGCCGCAUAUUGUGAAAUUGGUAGAGGAGCUACAGGACCAAUGCAUUCACGGUUUAGAAAACGCGGAGGAGGAGCAGAAGCUCGAGGCAGCGCUGGAGGAACAGGAUGCAGAUGAACAAGUGCAGGACGAAGUUAGUAGAGAAGCGCCUUCCGAGGCGCCAAUAUUCGUCGAAUCUGAUCCAGUCGCCGAGCCGCGGCUGCAGCAGGAGGUUUUUGAGCAGGCUGCAAAUGUUGAGACAGGCGUGGACGAGGACACGACCCACACUGCAACUACUUCUACACCGGUUCUUGCUACAGCUUGUGCACCAGUAAGCGAACCGAUCAAAAUCCCCGUCACACCAAGCGAGACGAAGCAAAAGAAACCAACGACCACAGCAAGCAAGCAAGCCAAAGCGGCAACAUCAUCGGCAGCCCAUGGCCACGCCGGCGCAACAGCUACUAUCUGCCCCGACUGCGGCGAACAGCUCGCUCCGGGCACCAGUUUGAAAAAGCACUUGUCCCAGAAAUGCAAACUCCGGCUCGUGAAGUGUCCCAACCUGGGGUGCAAUGCGCACAAAAAACAAGUCCAGUUCCAAAAUCUCCAGCACCAUUUGAAUCAUGAAUGCGCCGGGCGGUCCGUCACUUGCGAAGUUUGCCAGUUACCCGGGAUUCGGUUUUCGGAACUUCAAUACCACCAAGAAAACACUUGCGAAAUGCGCAUCGUUUCCUGUCCGCAGCACCCUGCCGGGUGCGGUUGGCAGGGGCCGGUGCAGUACCUGCCACACCACGAGCAAAUUUGCCCGUACGCCCCCCACGACUGUCUCUGGUGUUUUGAGCGCAUGCCGCAAUGGCAGAUGGCCUCGCACAGAUGUCAAAAAGUUGAUGCGGAGGAGAAGGAGUGUAGUUUGUGCUACCGCAAGUAUUCGGACUUGCUGAAGGACGACAUCGUACCCGCGAUUUUAGUGUACGACAACAAGAAGUCCUGCUUGUGCAAAGACCCCGCGAUGCUGUGUACCGCCUGCGCGCAAACCUGGGUCACGCAAGGGGCCAAGAACAAAGCUGGAAAUCAACAGGGAAGAACCUCAAAUGCAGUAGCUGCAGCAGUCGCGAGUUCGUUUGCAGACCAAAUAAACGCUUCAUCACAAGAAACGGGCUUGAUUUUCGAAAACGGCAACUGCGUAGCCAAUUGCCCCUUCUGCCAACAAAAAUACAACGGCGUGUCCGGGUUGGCGAGGCACUUGGUUUGCUGCAAUAACACGGCUUCUUCGUAUAGUUCUGCAAGUGCACAAGCACAGGAAACAAGCAAGGAAAUCAAAGCUUCUUCGCACAACAAAGCAACAAUAUCUGUGAACAGCGCUUCUCCUUCUGCUUCAGCUAAAAAGAAGAAACAGAAGGGCGCCGCAGUACAGGUGAACAACAAAACCGGAACCGCUCCUGCAGCCGCCGACAGCACAACUAAACCGCUCCUCAUUGGUGCCCAAUCGGCGGCGGGGUCAUUUAUGAGCCAUGACGACUCAAGGAAUAAGCAGCAUUUUGUUCCGCCAACGCGUGAUCAAAAUGGUGGAGCUACACAAAAUCAGAAUGCUAUCGAAAGUUACGCGAAGGAUGGAACUUUGCCAGCAUCUUCAACUUCUUCAACGAACAAUUUGUACGAUAAUCAUGAUACCAGCCAAGAAAUUCCAGCCUCCGACCAGGAUAGCAAUUUCCUAGAUCAACACCAACAUGACGCCAUGUCCUACUACGAACUGCCGUCCAAGGCCUACACGCGUCCCAACACGCUGCACUGGAUUUCCCCGCUGCACAUCCGGUUUGCGCACGACUCCGUGCACCAAAAAUUUGCGGACUGCGACGACUGGCGGACCGGGGUGCAUCUGCAGGACCAGGGAAUUUUGGACACCAUGGAGGAGGUGUUGGAUUGUGACAACCAGGGAAAACUGCCCAAGACACUCGAUUGCCUGGAGGUGUGCUGGGAUCCACGGUUUGGGGAGUCAUGCAAGGCCACGUCCGCUUCUAGUGGUGGCUAUGGAAGUUCGUCUUGUGAUGUCACCAGCAGCAACAUCCUCUUCGUGGCGGGAACGGGGAACCGCCGCCUCGCGAUGUGGCGGAUGCUGGCCAUCUUUCGGCCGGAACGGUUUGCGCGGAUUCUGGUAAAGCUCGUGUCCGUGGAGAAGAAAUUCGAAAAGUCCGAGGCGUUUCGCAACAAAUUUACCACGUUUUGCGACGGGAAAUACGUGCAAAUCAGGAAUGUGGUCGGGAAUCGCUACUGUCAGACCAACAAUACCGCGGCUAAUAACAACUCCUAUUCCUGGCCGGCCAUUGUGGGCAGAGCGAAACGGGGAGAGAAAGGGUUUGAAGAAGAUUAUUUGCAGAAGGAGCCGGGAGUCACAUGGGAUGAGGCGGUGAAACUGAUUGAAUUGAAAUCGAAAAGGACGAAAUAGUGCUGCGGUAUGGAAAGACAAACUACAUAGCAGAAACUGCACUGCAAAAAAUAGAACGAAGCAAAAAAUAAAGAAAAUCCAAAAUGAAGCUUGAGCAAAUCAAAAAGAUCUUGUUACCUUCCUACACGACCUGCAGGGAUUGUCAUACCUGAAAUGAACGUUCUUGUCAAUGAUGAUUUUUGAUCUUUACCUGUCGCGAAUUAUCUCAAGUUAUCAUGUGUUGAGUUAUGGAUUGCAAUUGUUUGAUUCAAAGAUUAUAUGAUUCUGGAUUGAAUCAAAUGGAUCUUUAA